Molecule: messenger RNA, 10768 nt
Organism: Rhopilema esculentum
Lineage: Eukaryota; Metazoa; Cnidaria; Scyphozoa; Rhizostomeae; Rhizostomatidae
Source: RefSeq, a predicted model, not a curated record
GAGGAGCACUGAGAUUAUUUAUGGCCUAAAUCAAUGUGAACACUGCUCUGUUUAGAAGGCAACCGCCUAGAAGGGAAUUUCUUAAAGUAAAGAUGCCUCCUCAAGAAAAAAGGGUAAAAUUCGUAGAAGGUGAACGCGUUCUUUGUUUUCACGGACCACUUCUUUAUGAGGCAGUUAUAAAAGGGCAACACAAAGAUAAGGUAACAAAAUAUUUGAUUCACUACAAUGGAUGGAAUAAGAACUGGGAUGAAUGGGUUACAGAAAGCAGAGUUAUGAAAUACUGCGAGGAAAAUUUAAAGAAGCAAAAAGAAUUAAAGCAGCAAUACGCGACAAGUAAACGGGCAAAAAAGAAAGACUUGGAAAGCCAAGCAUCAAAAUCCCAGGAGGAUAAGAAGGAGUCUGGAGAGUCACAGACAAAAAGAAGGAGAGGCAGAGGGGGUCAAAUACUGGAACGUGAGCCUCAACAGAUAACAAGGCUUGAAGUCAAAAUUGUCAUUCCAAGAGACCUGAGAAGGUUUUUGUUAGAUGAUGCAGACUUUGUUACCAGACAAAAACAGUUAGUACCACUGCCAAAGCCUGGAGAAAAAUGUAUCAAGGCACUGCUUAGUGAUUAUAUUCUGUCAAAGAAAAAAGGCACUUCAGCUGAUGCAAAACUAAGCCAACCUGAAGAGGUUAUAAAAGGUAUUGCAGAGUAUUUCGAUGUUGUCCUUGGCACUCAACUUUUGUAUAAAUUUGAAAGGCCCCAGUAUGCAGACCUGAUGAAAGAAUUUCCUGAAAAGCCAAUGUCAGAAAUUUAUGGAGCAGAGCAUUUGUUACGUCUUUUUGUAAAGAUGGGUGGAAUGCUUAGCUAUGCUAACCUUGAUGAUAAAAGCAUGCAUUUCAUUGUAACACAAAUUCAAGACUUUUUAGAUUGGAUGACCAAAGGGGCAGAUGAUAAAUUCUGCUGUGAAUAUGAAGCAGCUACUCCAGAAUAUUACAGAAGAGCAGCUACAUAGUAGCCCGGAACAUUAGAACAUUCUUUAUAGAUAAACAAGUCUGUAUUUUCUCAAAGAUUCUGUUCAUAUAAAUAGUCCAAGAAACUAGACAUAUUUUUUGGUUGAAAAAUGUCUAAGCCUUUUUAGAACUUUUUGUGAAAAACCAAUGACUAGCCAAAGCCUCCUUAGAUGUGAUUAUCUUAGCUUAUUUGAAACGCAGCAAAGCAUUAUUUAAAAGGUUUUCUGAAAUGUAUUUAAUGUCAAGUCACUUUUUACCAUGGUUAUUUUGUUUUUACUUUGAAUCCUGUCUGACAUCAUGGAAUCUUGAAGAAGAUGAAGAAAACAAGUGGCUUAUUCUAUUUUAGGUUUUCCCCAAACAAUUGAAAAAUGAUUGUUUUGCCCAUAGCCUGACCCAAAAUCCAAUCAUAGACAAUCAUUGUGACUUUAAAUUGAUAGCUCAAGGGAAGUAGCUCAUAGCAAGACCAUUUUGACUUAUUUUAGUUUCAGGAAAAUCUGCCAGAACAUUUACCUUUUCAUAAAAUAAAAAUAUAAAUUUUUUUAUAGCCAAAAAGUUACUUUUAAUAUACAGGCCGGUUGCACAGGUUUCAAAAAAGCAGUCAAAUUCUAAGAGCUAUGUUUCUCUGUAAAUCUUGAAUUUUUUAUCUAAAUUUCAAUUGCAACAAUUGCUGUAUUUCUCCCUGACUGACUACAGUUCUUCUGUUUAUAUACUGGAUUGAACCCUCACAAAAGUUCGACAGAGUUCCCAGCUUCCUACUUCAUCUUUUAUCUCAAAGUAUCCAAGGAAUUCAAAAUCCAGGAAAUCAGCAGCCAUUCGAUGUGACAGCUUGGAGUAUGCUAUCUAUGCGCCAAUAUUGGAACCGGUGGCUAAAUUGUUUUCUGAAAACCUGUGAAAACCGGUGCCCAUAUAUUUCCCUUACGCAAAAAAACCGGUGACGAAAAAGUAUGCUCGAUAUCGAUAUCCAUAGCUCGAAAGUAUGGACGCUUUAAAUCAAAAUGAUACAAAAUGAAAUACGCGGGUGCAAAAAAGAAUCUGAGGUUUUUAUUGAGGGACUAGACUUCCUUUCUCGGAAAAAUUCAUGAAAAUUAGAAUCGAAGUUGCAAGAAGAGGAUCAAAGGCCAUGCUGUAAUGGGGUAAAGCACCCCGAAACCGGUGAAAAUUUUGGCUAGAUCAGCGCCUGAUGUACAUAGAUGUAGUAAAGCCAUAGUGUUGAAUAUUUUGAAUAUCCUUAGAAGAAUACCAGCAUGUUUAGUUGUGUUAAUGUUAAGGUUAGGGUUAGGGUGCUCUGUGCUCAGAAGCUUUACGACCCAAGACUUGCAAAGGUACCAUACCACGAUUAGACCUUUCCUGUGAAUAUGGAGGGCCAUCUUAUGAUGAAUUGAGUGAUUCUUUAACUGUAAAGCAAUUACCUGAGUGAAUCUGUAAUAUUUUUUUUCUAUUAACCUUCCGUCGUAUAUCUUUUUGUUAUAUACUUAUCAAUAUUAUAAACCUAUUUUCGCUGCAAUUCAAUUUGUCUUAAGGUUUUCUUCUUUAUUUCUCUAGGACCCUUUGCAUUUACAGUUUAGUGCAAUGAAACGUUUCAAUCUUUAUUCAUUCAACUGGUCUUUGUAAUAAAGGACCAAGGAAAAAAUAUAUGAGCAAGAUUUAUAGCAAAUCCAUAACAUAAAACUCUUUGUGAACAACGAAAUAGUAAAACUAUUCCUGGUUUCUAUCGGAUACAUGAAAAAAUAAAAAUUAAACCUCAGUCUUUAUCAAAUUUUCGAAGAAUUCUGUGAUAAAGCGAUAAACUAAAUAUCGCCCAUGCGAAAUGAGCUCUACAAAGCGGCAAGUCGAGUAAAGUCCACACGUUUGUUUUAUAAGAACACUUGGCUCCAGCUUCAGCCUGGGGUUCAGCCUAAAAUGUUCAGGGUAAAGUUGAUGUUUAUAGCCUAAGGGUAUAUAGCCUAGGGUAUGUAGCUUGCAUGACAAAACGUACCAACCAAUCAUUUGGAAACGAAACUUUUACCACGACAAUGAAACCGAUCGCUCUGAAGCAGUACGCUCUCUCAGAAAAUUGAGCAAAUUGAUAUGAUACUUCCUCGAAAAUUGAUCUGGCAGCUCUUGUGCCCCUCUUGUCUCAGGUCAUAUGGACAAAGCAUGCGUAAUAAGAUAUAAAGGUUGCAACCGAGGAAUUAUCUUAUUCAACCACAAAUGACUAACCAAUCGAUUUCAAUGAAUUGUGUUGUACCAUUGCUGGUGAGGUCAAGGAUUAUAAUCAAUUAGAUAUUGAAUAGGGCUUGUAUAAAACAAUAAAUAAAACGGCCCCCAAGCCAGGUUUCGAAAGCAGUCAAAAUAAAUGAAUUGAAAAGACAGUGUUGUUGAUAAAAUAUCUCUCUACCAGUUCGUAUCUUGAGUUGCGAACACAAGUACGAAGUUACUGGGAAAAAGGGUCAAAAGUUAAUCUUGGCAGAAGUAAUGACGACUUGGAAGAUAUUGCUUUGUUCUAUUUGACGCAAAGUUUGCGAUUAUGCAUCCUCACACUGUCGAUGGCAAGCACGAAGAGAUUCGUGAUGGAUGCUCUGUCGUUCAUCUCGAUAUUCAUUGCAGCAGUUAUCGUACUAUGUAACGGAAUAAUCGUAGGGACUGGAGCACAUUUAAUCGCCUUUCGUCUCAAAUACUUCCCAUUUAUAUGUGCAGGACUGAUGGCUUCUGUUGGCAUCACUGGUUUUGCAAGGUCGUGCUGUGAAGAAAUGAGACCAUUGGUAUUUUCACAUGUUGGUUUCCAGGCCACAAGCAUCACAUUCACGUUGGCAACUAUUAUCAUUCUCAACGACGACGUCAAUAAUGCACUCAAGGUUUUCUUGGUGGCAGGAGAGUUGUUUCAUGCCGUUUUCUUCAUUGUCUCCUUGUGGAAUUUCAACUAGAUAAAUUGCAAGUAGUCAAAAGGAGCUAGUAUUUAUCCUUGAGGGAUAUCUAUAUACUAGAGCAAGACAACAUGUGUAAAUGAUUUAACGUUUUCAUGCAUUAGUUCUUUCACAGAGCUAAACGGAACAAAAUGGUGAUUCUGGACCGAAGAGAAUUUUGCAAUUUGUUGCAGCACAACAAAGGAAAUAAAUAAGAAGAAGAAGUUACUGAAUGAAUUUCUUAAAAUGUUAGCUUUCAAAAAUACAUUUCUGUAAUCUGUGAGCUUCCAAGAGACAUUUAAAAGCUGUUCAUAACAUUUACAAAGUUUCCGCCCAGCUAAGUGCAAACAUCGGAAUCAUUUUCUCUCUCCUCCAAUUUUCAAAGCAGGUUGGUUUAGAAUUCUGAUGGGGCUGCUGCUCUUCAUGUUUCCAUUCGGAAACUAUAUCUUUCUGGCUACCAAAAAGUUUGGGUUCAGCAGGGAGAGAUCUGUUAAAAUAGGACAACAGGGGCUGUCUCCCAAAUAGCCUCAGAGAACUGUCAGUUAACCAUCAGCUCACAUUUGAGAAAAUCUAUCUUGAUGACAUAUUUGUUUUUUAAAGUAGCUAAAGAAGCAGAAUGACCAUAAACUAACUACUCCGGGCAUUCCUUACCUUGUUAUGUGAUUUUCUUUAUGAUUCUCUUUACCUCCUUACUGUCAGACAUAAGUUUCUAACUAUUGCUAAGCUUUAAUGAUUCACAGAUUUGUACACACAAUUGAACAGAUCGAGCUAACAAACUUUAACCAAGAACGUGCAUUAUUAUAAGCAAUUCGUGAUCAGGCUCAAUAUUGGAAAUGUCGAAGCAAAUAUCGAUUUUAAUAUAUAUGUUUUUAGAGGCUUCUUUGGGGUGUCGUAACAUUGUAACUCUUACCUAUGCGAAAUCAUACUUUUAGGGUAAUUUUUUUAGCUUUUCAUAAGAAGUUAAUACCUUGCUGCUGUAAGAAAUCUUGCCAUCGACAAGUUCAGCGAUCAACUAAAUAAAAUAUACUAUUCGUGACAAUUAUACAUCGGACUCAAAUGUAGGCGGGCCAUAUAAUGUCUUGCGAAGCUAAAAGCAAUAUCAAAAGUCUGCACGUAACAUAAGCAAGCCCCUGUCUUAAUGGGAAGUCCUGUAAAAGAACCAAGUAUUUUGCUAUCUCGAACAUGCUUGUUAGCGUUGCUUGGCGUCAGGGGCGUCGCCAAAGGGGGUUGGGAGGGGGGAUGCUGAACCCUCUUCCCUCAAAAUUUGUCUGUCGGCACAUUAAGCAAUUUCUAUACUCACCCUGGGGCACCCUGUAAACCUUUUGCAACAGGAUUAGGUUCGGCACAUGAGAAUUGCGACUUUUGAACCAGGCCUCACUCUGUUAAUAUUUAAUUUUUUUCAUUUUCUCUUCUUUUUCAAAAAAAACAACAAACACCAUUCAAUCCAAUUUUGAACAAAAUACUAUUAUUAUUAUUAUUAUUAUUAUUAUUAUUAUUAUUGUUAUUAUUAUAAAAUUAUUUACAGUAGGCGAAGCAAAUUUUUUUUAGCUAAUAUAACAGCUAAUUAAAGCCUACUAUUUAUACUACAUUUACAAAUCUUAAAUUAAUUACAAUGAAUCGAUAAAAUGAUAUAGGAAAUGUACAAAAUUAAAAGGAUGACUCAUUAGAUAAAAAUAUACAAUUAUUCGAUGACUAUUUCAAGAAUCCAAUCUGCGCGACGUAAAGUUUGCAUAGUCUGCAGUUGCAUUUUGUAUCUUUCCAAGUUUUAAUCUUUUUCUUAAAUAUUGCGAGGCUAGAAGAUGUUUUAAUGUCAUUUGUAAGCUCUUGCCAGAGCUUGGAUCCCAUAAAGGUUGUACUUUCUAUACCAUAACAAUUUGAUUUUGGUUUUGAUAGCGAUAUUCGGGAUAUGUUUCUAAGAUUAUAGCAUGUAUUUCUUUCAGUAAAGAUUUCUUUCAUGAAACUUGGGUUGAGAUUAUGUAAAGUUUUAUAUAUUUCUGUAAGAAGCAAUUGCAGAUUUUUAUCAUGGAUAGACGUCAAGUUGUCUUUUUCAAGAAGAGUUUGAAAGCUUGAUUCAUAGUAAUCAUAGGCAAGACGCAAAGACUUUUCAUGAAUUCUAUUUAUUCUGUUGUUCAUCUGUCGAUCAGAAAACAUCCAAAUUAAAGGGCAGUAGCUAAAUUGUGAUAAAAUGAAGACGUGCAUGGUCUAUUUUACUUUUCUAUCAUCCAUGUAGUUGGAGAUUCGGGAUAAAGCAUGUAGCUUUUGGCUGGCUUUUUUGCAUAUCGAUUGUACGUGUCCUUUGAACGACAAAUUAUUAUCAAUACUUAUUCCAAGAAGUUUUUGUUCUUUACUUGGUUUUAUAAGGUGGCAUUUGUCGCCAUUCAUUUUCAUAUAAUUAUUUUGAAACCAUUCUCUCAAAAUAACUACGUCUUGUUCUAGUAUUUUAAUAGCCUGCUUAAUGUCUUGGUGGAAGACAUAAAGCGUUGUGUCAUCAGCAUAAUUGCAUAUUUGGCUAUUUGAUAUAAACAUAAACAUGUCAUUUAUGUAUAUAUUGAACAAGAGAGUUCCCAAAACUGAUCCUUGUGGCACACCUACACUCGUGGAUUUCCAUUCACUGAAAGAGCCGUUUAUUUUGACUCUUUGUUUCCUUUGGCUAAGGUACGAUAAUGUGAAAUUCAAGGCGCUUCUACUAAAACCAUAAGCAUCGAGUUUAGCAAUAAUUAGGUCAUGAUUCAGACAGUCAAAUGCUUUUGACAGAUCUAUCAAUAGUGCACUGGCUGUUUGUUUAGUAUCUAGAGCUUUUUUGCAAUUUUCUAUGAGUCUGAGUAAUGUAUGUUGGGUGCUAUGAUUCCUUCUGAAACACCAUAGCAGUGGUGAUAGAAAACAAUGAGCGAAGGGAGUAAUUUGUGUUUCCAUGAUUCUCUCAUAUAUUUUUGAUGCUGACGGUAGGGUAGCAAUUGGUCUAUAAUUUUUCUUACUGAAUUUAUCAUCUUUUUUAUGCAACGAUGAUAUGUCUCCUAAUUUGAGUUCUUUUGGAAAUGUCAUAUUAGAUGGAUCCUCAUUAAAUGUUCUUUGUAAAAUUUCAGGGAAAAUGUCUGAAUAUUCUUUAAAUAGCCUAGCAGGUAUACUCUCUAUUGUUGUGGCCUUUCUGGUAUUAAGUUUGUUUAUCUGAUCCCAAAUUUCCCUACUGUUAACUUCCCUAAAUUCAAAGGGCCGUGGGUCAGGGUACAUUUCUCUUAUUUUUAUUGUUGAAUUCCUAGAUCUUGUGUUAUGUUUAUAAAGUAGUUGUUAUAUAAUUCUGAAAUCUUGCGGUCAUCACUAAUUAGUUCUCCAUUUUCUUCCAAUAUAAUGGAGGGUGUUGUUUUUAUCUUUUCUGCAAAGACCGGUUUGAUCGCUCUCCAGAAUUUGCGAUUAUCUGUAAGAUUACUUAAGUCUAGGUUCCUAAAAUAACUGCUUUUAGAAUUACGUAAUAACUUGACACAUUUGUUCCUUUGCCGUUUAUAUGCUUUAUGAUUUUCCUCAUUUUUGUUAUUAGUAUAUCUAUUUUUCAAUUUGCUACGAUGCACUAUUGCCUUACGUAAUUCUUUCGUCAUAAAUGGCCCGUCGUUUGCAUGAACAUACUUUCUCUUAAUGGGGGCAUGUUUAUUAAGAAGACUUUUGACUGAGAUAUCAACACUUCUGUAGUUUGGAAAGUUUAGUAUUCGAUGAUUCGAAAUUUCAGAUCUAAAGCUCGGAAUAUCGAAUUUUUUGUAGUCUCUAUAUGUAAGUAUUUUGGGAGCUCUCUUGGUGAAAUAACCUUCGAGUAUGCUCAGUAUCAUUACGUGGAAGUCAGACAACCCUGUUUCAACACUAGUCGUGUUUUCAAAUUGACUUUUACAGUUUGUCAGUAUCAAAUCUAUACAUCGUGGGUUGUCUGACUUGUGACAGGUUGGAUUCUUGAUCAAGUUAACUAAUUUAUAAGUGUCCAUGAAAGCCUUAAUUGCGCUGUCACCCAUUUCGCAAUUUCGCAAUUGAAAUCGCCCAUAACGAUAAGAUCUUCAAAUUUGUUGCUAAAGAAAUCGAUUCCUUUUUCGACCUCUUUAAAAAAAUAGCUUGGGCAUUGGGAGGGUGGGCGAUAUAUGCUAAGAAGUAGCCAUUUUCUUGUUCUAAGUUUAAUUUCGGUGGUGCAUAUUUCAAUGUCAUUAGGAAAUUUGUAAUUUGUUAGCUCUUUAACAAGGAUCCCUUCCCUUGCAAAGGUAAGAUGGCAUCCACCAUUUUUGUUUCUAUCCUUUCUGAAAGGUUCUCCAAAGCCUUCGAUCAUGAAUUGACUUGUUGUAUAAGUUUCAUCUAUUUUCGUUUCGGCGAUUGUAAGAAUGUCGACAUAUUUUGAAACCAUUAAUUUUAAAUGUUCAAUUUUAUUCCUGAUUGAGUUAAUGUUUAGUUAUGCUAUUACGAGACCCUUUUUAUUUUUAAUCCUGAUAUUCUUAAGAAUGUCAACUGUAUUUGAUUCACAGGAAUCAGUUUCUGGAAUUUUUUCAUCUACGGUUUCAUGGACGUAUGAUUCGGGGUUUUUAUUUACUGUAUUUAUAUUGAUGUUAUCCAAAUUUUUAAGCUAUUAUUAUUAUGUAUAUCAAAACUCUUUCUGCUUUCUGUCUAGUCAUCCUAACUGCAUAAAAACCCAUAUUGACUUGAUACCAUUAACAUAUUAAAAUAUAUAUUUUUCAAUUGCGUUAAUUAGAGAAAACCCUGAAAGCUUCAUCUUUUUUGGGUUAUAAACACUCGAGUAAAUUACCAUCGGUUUUUCCCAGUGUUUUUCUUCUUAUAAAAAGAUCCUUCAAAAUAAUUUUCAGAAUUUUCAAGUCAUGGGGUGAUAAAAGUUUUCAGGGCAUUUUGUCAAGAUUUUUUAUAUCUCCAAAUAAAAUUAUUUCUUCAAGUUACUGGGCUUAUUUAGAUACUAUUUACUUCAAAAUAAUAGCAAUCCAAUAAAGAUCAAUCUAAUUUAAAAUUCCAUCAUCCCUUUUCGGCACAUAUUCCAGGUGUCCUUCUAGGCACUGAUAACGUUCUUUCCAGCGCCGCUUUCUGUAUUCUUUUUAAUUUCUGGAUUUGCGUUUUGGUGACAUAACUCUAUGUUUCAGACCCAAAAGAGUUUUUUUUGAAUAAGAAUGGUAUCAACAAUUUCUAUUCCUGAUUUUUUUCUGAACACGGACAAAUUUGUCAAGAUUUGAUUGAAACAUUAUGUGAAAAUACUACUAUUUUUUCAAGGAUAUUGUUUUAAUUGAUUUGUAGGAUAUAAGAGUGAAGAAAGCAACAUUAAUUCAUAAUGGACACAAGCACAAGCCUUGGCUUGCGUACGAAGAAAGAUGAUUAUCCUAGUUGUUAUAGAGAUUUUGCUGGAAGUGCCAUUCUUGUGGCAAGUGGGUCGAGUAUGUAUCAAUCAUUUAACAGUCCUUCAUUCGCUUCAGGACCUGUGUCAAUUGUACCAGCAGUUAUGGUAAGAGAAUGAAUUUUGUUUCAGGGAAGAAAAAUCCCUCUUUAUAUUAGAUACAUGAAAUAUAGAUUUUUGUAUUUUAGCUCAUGAUUGGUAUCCAAACUUUUGAUCAAGCAGAUUUAAAAAAAUUGCAAAAAGAAACUCAAAAGGGUAAAUGAGAAAAUUUUUAGAAAUAUUGACUGGUUAUGUUUACAAAACGUUUGCCAAGGUAGUAAAUAUUUCCGUCCUAUUCGGUAUUAAACUUAAAGAAAUUAUUUAAUCAAUCUCUUCUAUUCACCACCAAGCUAAUGAUAGAAAUUCUCUAAACAUAACUCAUAAAACUGAAAACAAUUAUACAAGUCAAUGUAAGAAAAACAAUAGAAUCUACUCCUUACACAUUGUGUUUGCACAUCGUCCAGAAACUUUUAGGAUUUGGAACAAUUUUGUUUCUUGUCUGUACCUUAUGUUUAUACCUUAUGUUUCUACUACAUUUAGAAUAUCAAAAAUGCCUCUUCAUUGUCACAUUUUCCGUGUUUACUUUUAAAUUGAGCAUUAUUAUCCAGCCAAAAAUAAAGCAGUUUUUUGUUCAAAGUGUUAUGUACAGAAGAUCAGUCAGAAGAUGAAUCAAAUUAGACUUAGUGUCGAGUUUGCUUGCCGUGUCUUCAAUCAAUUUUUUGUUUACGUGAACUUUAACAAAGAUAAGACCAUUAAGGAGUUGUAUUGUCUUAGCAGAAGAUGUCCUGGCAGACUUUUUUGCUAUUGUUGAAACAAAAACAGGAAGGAAAAUAAUGAAAUUACACGAUAGGCUUAUAGAUUAUUUGGCACUUUUCUUUUAAUCUUUGAUCAUAUUUUUCAUGCCUUCUCCUUUACACACGUUGACAAUUUUUGUGUAAAGUUGAGACCCUACAGUUUUAUCUUAUGAUCAACUUCUUUUCUGCUUGUGUGUAUAAGCGAUUGCUCAUGUUAGUAAAUUGCAAAAUAGAAAGCUAAAUAUAAAUUCAUCAAUAAGAUUAUCUACAGAAAAAAAUAUUCUUUGCAAGCAGUAAGUGAUAAAUGAUAAAAAGUCUUGAAAUUAAAAUUCGUUUUCAUUCCCUAUUUUGUUACUAACUGUUUUAUAACAACUCUCAUAAAAUAUCUGGUACUCCAAUCUGAAAUGGUGCUCAUCAUACUUAUGUCCCAAUGAGGCUAAUUUUGAAAUGGAAUAUGGCUAUGAUUGCUGCCCAAUUAUCAUUCAGUUCUCCCUUGUCUUUAUUGCAGACAAUGACGGCAGGGUGCACAGGAAUCAAAGUCUUGCGUUUCAUUGGAAAUAUACGGGCAGUAAGUAAAUCUGGUAAUUUCUGCUGUUUCUAAUACAUGGCUCAGUUUACAAUGUGACUAGUUCCAUACAUCUCUGAACACUUAAUGCUUUUUGCAUGUACAAUGUCAAAACUUUUCAAAACUAACUGUUUUU